AAGGUCUGACUUAAAUGAUUCAGUCCCUCUCUCUGCAUACGAGGUAGAAGGCUCGCUUCUGUUGACACCCAAGAGAUUCAUACAAAUAAAACAAGCCAGUGCAUAAUGGCAGCUUUAUCUCCACAAGCCAUGAUCCUUCGUGUUGUUGAGCCAGACCGGGCUAGAAAAUUAAAACUUAGUUCACGACCAGCCUCUGUUGAUGCACUGAUUGCUGUUAUAAAAGAACAGCUGGAAAUAGACCUUGACUUCAGUUUAAAAUAUGAAGACCCUGACUUUGAUGGAAAACUUACUUCCCUCUCUGACAUUGAUGAGUUGCCACAGAAAGCUGUUGUGCAUGUGUCAUUUGAGCAAGAUUCCAGCUCUGUUGCAUCAACAGAAACAAUGUCAAGUGUAUCAUCCUCAGAACGUGGGAGAAGAUGGCCUUCACAUAUUUUUCCAAUUCCCACAUUUUCUUUUGACGUUGAACUGAGACUUCGGGAAGGUAAUGCCGAAUUUGAGAAGAACAACAAGCAACUUCAGUUAACUAGAGACAUAAAACAUGACAUUUUAGAAAAGCUAGCAUCUGUGAUGUAUGGCUACAAGGCUUAUCCCAGUGAUAAGGAGAUAGCAAUGGUAGCUGAGGCUCUUGUGGUAAAACAUCCUUGCUUGAAAGAAGCAGGAUCUCAGACUGGCUGGAAUGGGUGGAAAAAUAGCCUCAAAUUUAAGAUGGGGAACUAUAGGAGCAAGAUGAGAAGGGCUGGAUGUCCAGAGAUCACUGUAAAUGCUGGAAAAAGGAGUGCAAUGAAUCCUGACAAUGAAUCUUCACAUUCAAAUAUUAAAAGACCCAAACGAGCAGAAGUAAACUUUUUGCCCAACUUUCCCCAAGGAGAAAAUCCCUCAACUCUUGAACAGUUGAGACAGAAAAUUGUUGAUGAAAUGAAGAAAGCUGAGAAGAACUUACCACUUAUAAAAAAGAUGAUGCAAACCACCUUUGCUCUGCGGCGACAGACCAUAGUGAAGACAUGCCCACCAGUAAAAGAGCUCAAGGAACUCUGGCCUGCACUCAAAAUGGAAUCUGAGGUGUAUGCAGAGUUCCAACGGAUUACAAACGAGAACCUGCCCAACACAUUCUACUCUGAGCUUGACCGACAUCUUCCUAGACUGAUGACCCUGUUCAGACAGAAAGCAUCCAGAACCGGGAAGACAUCAGAUACUUUAACUGAAAUCCUAAGAAUCCAUGAUGACCAGGAGUUUCAUGACAUACACACCAAACGUGUCACUGUUCUUCAUGCGCUUCCUGUGUAUCUACGUGAGGACGUCUCUGGGUUUUUAAGGACCUGCAUGGACACAUCUGAUGAGCCAGAGCUUUUAGAUGUUGCAGUGGCCCUCCUCACAGUCAUCAAAGAUAAUGACACAAGUCCAGUUCACUUCCAGCCUGUGAAAAUCUCUGUUGUCAUCGAAAGUGAGAUUGUGGGCAGCCUCUCCAGAUUUGCUGAUGCCUUCCUGGUAAUGUUUGGACUAAUCUAUGCACUACACCUCAACUAUCCCAGGGGACUGACCAACACUUUUGAAUUCAUUCAAAAGAUUUUGCUUGGUCUUGAUGAGGGUAAACUGUCACCCAAGUAGAGAGUCUCAAAAAUGACUUGAUGUGUAUGUAGAAAUGUAUUGGAAAAAUUACUAAGGCCUGGCAGUUCCUCAGUAGUUCAAUGUAAAAACAAUUUGUGAAAAUAAUGGUUGAAAGGUUUUUGCACUUUUUCCCCCCAAAAUGUGCACAGUGUGCAUUUAUUAAUGUGCAGUUUUCAUUUCUAAAUGUUAUUUGUGAUUUUAAAACAGCUCUUGUUCUUUACAAUUGUUAAGUACAGCUGGGUAGUACUUGGUAACAAUGCAUGUAAUUUAGUUUUAAAUGGUUCAUGUUUUUGUAAAAGUUCAUGCAGGUUUGUGAAUUUGUAAUGUCAGAGAUGUGGUCUUAAUCAGUUUUUCAGGUUUUAUCAUAGUGCACCUUUUUUCUGUCUUUUAAAUGAAGUGUUAAAUAGGAAAGGACAAGAACUCAGCACACUGUAAUUUUAAACUGUUUAAGUUUGUUGAACUUAAAAUAUUUGAGGCAACGAGUUACAUCAAAAAAAUUAGUUUUGAUUCAUAUGAUUUUGAGUCUUGUGUUUUAAAAGGUUUGAGUAACUUGUACUUAAAACACAAAGACAAAGAUACUAAUAAAUAAUGAGUUCAUUCAACUUAAAA
This is a messenger RNA of Carassius gibelio (silver crucian carp), 2214 nucleotides long. RefSeq lists its product as uncharacterized. Bases 106 to 1605 code for a protein of 499 amino acids. The record is from RefSeq and is a predicted model, not a curated record. Lineage: Eukaryota; Metazoa; Chordata; Actinopteri; Cypriniformes; Cyprinidae. The transcript has 5 exons.